CAUUUGGCCUGAACAGCGGAGCCAGGGACAACGUCGUUGUUCUUCUUCUCCUCCGAUUCCCUCCACAGCCACAAUUCGCAGAUAUAGAGAGAGAGAGAGAGAGAGAGAGAGAGAAUGAGUGAAGUGGGGAUGCAUUGAAAGCUCCUGCGCCGAGGACAGAUUCUCCAACCGAUCGGAUCCCGCGCUGCAAUUUGGCCGUGGCAGGUUCUGAUUUUCUCUCUCUCUCUCUCUCUCUAUUUCUUCCAUCUCUCCAUCGUCGAAGUCGUCGUGUUUUUUUACCUUCUGGGUCUUCUGGGUAGCACUCGUUCCGCGUUGAUUGGGCUCGCGGGAACAACGCCAAUCUCGUGAGCUCCGCUCUUUUCGCGUUUUCCCCUCCUGUGUUAUUGCGUUUCUUGUCGAGUCAACGCGUGAAGGCGUGGACUUUUUCUCUUCUUUUCUUGGGUUACCUCCGGGAUGGGGGCGGUGGGUUUUCUCGCGAUGAGAUCUUGUUCUGCGAAAUGGGCUGUUGAACCGACCUGUUGGCUUUCUGUGAAGAUUGUGGCUUCUGGGUUUUCAUCGAGACUGCUAGUUUUGGUGUUUUUCUUCGUCUUGGGCAAUUGUUUCAUGUUCUUUUCAGCUUUUCCUGACAUUUGUGUGUGUGUGUGUGUGUGUGUGUGUGUGUGUGUGUGUGAAAAAGAGAAAGCGAAGAUUGGGUUGCUUUUUGAGUGGUUCUACUUUUUGCUCCCAUUUUGCCAGUCUUCUCCGAGGAAUACACGCGUGUCCGACGCCACGCGGUAACUAAUUUGUUUUACUUCUUGACCUAGUCUGAGAUGGAGGCUGAGAUGGAUCGUUUUGCACGAGAAAAGAAAGAAUUACCUGAACAAGUCCGGGACCUAGAGAACCAGCUUGAGAGGGUUCACUCUGAGAGAGUGGAGGAAAUUGCAAAGCUCACUUCUGAGAAGAAGGCCCUUCAAGAUCGUCUUCAUGAUGCAGAGACUCGUCAUAGUGAAGAAUUGGAGAAAGUGGUAAAGGAAAAGGACGCCCUUGCUGUAAGGCUGAAGAUUGCGGCAGCUGGGAGGAAAAGAUCUGAUGAAGAGCCGAAGCGGUACGAGAUGGAAAAUGUGACUGGAGAAGAGAUUCAGCAGUCCCUUGAGGACGAGAUUAGAAGAUUGAGAGAAACAGUGGGACAAACUGAAGGAGAAAAGCGAAAAAAGGAGGAGCAGAUUGCUGAAUAUAAAGAACGUAUCAAUGAUAUGCAAGCACGAUUGGAGGCCUACCAGGAAUAUAUCCAAUCACUCGAUACUCAACUCCGGGAAGAAAUGUCUAGGCAUGCUCCUCUGUACGGUGCUGGUCUGGAUGCACUUUCAAUGACAGAGUUGGAGACGAUCUCGUGCAUUCAUGAAGAAGGGCUUAGGCAGAUCCACGCCAUUCAGCAACAACGUAAGGGCAGCCUUCUUAGCAGUCCUAUCAUGAGUACCCACACGCUACCGCCGCACAAUCACGGGUUGUAUCCGAACGCGCCCCCUCAAGUGGUGGUGGGGCUUCCCCCUUCCAUCAUGCCCAUUGGCGUAGGGAUGCACCACAGCAACGGGCACGUCAACGGUGCAAUGGCUCCCUGGUUCAGUCACAAGUAGAGCCCUGGAGUCAUUGCGGGAUGCCCUACCCUAUCCACCUGGGAUCUGUUUUGCAUUGAAAGUGGAGGGAUGAUGAUUUUCUGAGAGUGGAAUUUAUUUGGCAUUUUGACUGGCGGGACUGUUGGGAUGAGUUGCUGUUGAAAGGGCUGUUGUAAUUGAUAGAUAGCUGGACGGAGGGGGUAAUUAGAUUGGUGUCUGGUCCAAUGGGAGUAACAGUUAAACUGCCAUGCCUGCUUUUUUUUAAUAGUUCUUCAUAUGAUCAAUUAUAGGUUCCAACAAAUUUUGCAAAA
This is a messenger RNA of Eucalyptus grandis, 1903 nucleotides long. Its product is annotated as probable DNA double-strand break repair Rad50 ATPase. NCBI's taxonomy places the organism in Eukaryota, Viridiplantae, Streptophyta, Magnoliopsida, Myrtales, Myrtaceae. The record is from RefSeq and is a predicted model, not a curated record. The transcript has 5 exons. The coding region runs from base 810 to 1613 and encodes 267 amino acids.